Messenger RNA from Magnolia sinica, 816 nucleotides. Its product is annotated as pentatricopeptide repeat-containing protein At4g39952, mitochondrial-like. The record is from RefSeq and is a predicted model, not a curated record. The transcript is spliced from 2 exons. Gene Ontology annotation, molecular function: RNA binding; protein binding. NCBI's taxonomy places the organism in Eukaryota, Viridiplantae, Streptophyta, Magnoliopsida, Magnoliales, Magnoliaceae. Bases 1 to 816 code for a protein of 271 amino acids. Gene Ontology annotation, biological process: RNA modification.
AUGCGUUGGCUCGGUCCGGGAGCUCGGACCAACAAUCCUGUCUUCUUACCAAUUUCCAGGACCUCUCGCUUCAGGUUCGACGCCCCGCCUAACCAUUUCACUAUCCCCAUGGUCAUUGCCGCCUGCGCCAAACUACCUGCUAUCGAAGUCGGUAGAAAUGUUCAUGGGGUUUCUCUAAAGUUGAAUUUGUUUGCGGGUAGUCCGGCGGUCGGCUCAUCUUUUGUGUAUUUGUAUGCGAAAUGUGGUCAAAUGGAUAAUUCCUGCAGGGUGUUUGAGGAAAUGCCUGUGAGAGAUGUUGUUGCUUGGACUGCUCUUAUAAUUGGUUGCGUGCAGAAUGAUGAGAGUGUGAUGGGUUUGAAUUUUCUUCGAGAUAUGCACAGGGAUGCAGAAGAUGGAGAGAUGGAGCUGAAUUCUCGAACGAUGGAAGGCAGUUUACAGGCUUGCGGAAAUUUAGUGGCUUUGUCAGAAGGCAGAUGCUUACAUUGUUAUGUGGUAAAAACUGGAAUUGGGACUUGUCGCUUUGUUCGAUCGUCGCUGUUAUCAAUGUAUUCCAAGGGUGGGAGUGUUGGAAAAGCUUCCCUUGCUUUUAGUGAAUUGCCUAAUAAAGAUCUCAUCUCAUGGGCUGCGAUUGUGGGAGUUCAUGUGAAAAAAGGAUGCAUUGCAGAAUGCUUAGAGUUGUUUCGAACAAUGGAGGUUUCAGGAAUUGAUCCUGAUGGAAUCGUUGUCAGCUGUUUGCUCAUGGGUUUUGCAAAUUUCAGGAGUUUUAGUGAAAGGGCUGAUUGUGAAGAAGAAUUUCAAAUUAGAUGUUUCGGCUAG